AUGCUCCUCCACCUCGGCGCUGUACCAACGCUCAUCGUCUCCUCGCCGAGCGCCGAGCAGGCCGUGCUCCGCACACAAGACCACAUCUUCGCGUCCAGGGCCUACUCCCCCGUCACCGACAUCCUCUUCUACGGCUCCACGGACGUCGCCUUCUCCCCGUAUUGUGAGCACUGGCGCCAGGUCAAGAAGGUCCGGUCCUACCGCCAUGCACGCGAGCAUGAGGUGAGGUUGGUGGUGGGUAAGAUCCGCGAGGCAGCCACCGCAGGCACCGCUGUCGACCUGAGUGAACUGCUCAACUCCUUCGCCAACGACAUCGUGUGUCACGCUGUGUCUGGAAAGUUCUUCAGACAGGAAGGCCGGAAUAAACUUUUCCAGGAGCUCGUCGAGGCCAACUCGUCUCUCAUCGGGGGAUUCAACAUAGAGGACUACUUCCCAGUGCUGGUGAAACUGGACAUCAUCAAGAGGAUGGUGUGUGCAAAGGCACAAAAGGUGAACAAGAUGUGGGACGACUUGCUCAAUACGCUCAUCGAUGACCAUGCAAACAGGCCAGCGUCAGAGCGUGACGGGGAGGAGAGUGACUUCAUCGAUGUCUUGCUCUCCCUUCAACAAGAGUACAAUCUCACGAGAGAUCUUAUUAAGGCGCAGCUGGUGCUCAUGCAAAACCCCUGCCUCAUGAACAAGCUACAAACCGAGGUGAGGAGCACUCUAGCCAAGGGAAAAGAUAUAGUUACCGAAGACGAGCUUAACAGUUUAGCCUACCUGAAGGAACUCCUUGUGCCCCACCUCUCCAUGGCUGAUUGCAACAUAGAAAGAUACACGAUACCAUCAGGAACGCGUGCCAUUGUUAAUAGUUGGGCUCUUGCAAGGGAUCCUAACUAUUGGGAGAAAGCGGAGGAGUUCAUGUCCGAGCGGUUCAUGGAAGGUGGUAGCGCCGCAGCUAUGGACAAUAAGGGAAACGAUUUCCAAUACUUGCCAUUUGGGGCAGGACGAAGGAUAUGCCCAGGUAUAAACUUUGCAAGUUCAACAAUCGAAGUCAUGCUCGCAAACCUUGUCUACCACUUCAAUUGGGAGCUACCUGUGGAAUUAGCGAAGAAAGGCAUCGAUAUGACUGAAUCAUUUGGGGUGACCGUGCAUCGUACGGAGAAACUCCUCCUUGUCCCUGUAGUUGCACAAGAUUAA
Molecule: messenger RNA, 1179 nt
Organism: Miscanthus lutarioriparius
Lineage: Eukaryota; Viridiplantae; Streptophyta; Magnoliopsida; Poales; Poaceae
Source: the annotation of a GenBank genome assembly